GGCGCGGGCUCAGAUGAUGCUUUAUCAUUUUUCAUGUAUGGAUUGAAUCCUGAUCAUAACUGUAUGAUGCUAGAUGCUAUUAAAGAGUGGCCACCAACAAAAUGGAAAUGAAAGAGAAUUCUAAGCAUAAGACAUGGAAAAUGAGUUCAACCAAUGACCCUUCCUUAACUAGCGAUUCAGAAGCUAGUUCUUUGAAGAGAUUCACUAUUCCAAAGAUCGGGAAGACAACUGAGGAAGUUUUCUUGUCAGCUUGCAGCACCAGUACUAGAGAGUACAGCUUCAUACAUAGCACUCUAAGGCAGUGCAGGCUCAACGUGAGCUGUGAUCUGCAGUUGACAUGGCAGUUUGGAGAAACAAAGCUGAUUCGCAACAAGGAUCUGGAAAGAAAAUUCUCUGCUAAGAGGUCAGAGAUGCGUGAAAGUGGAAGACAUGGUAGAGAACUUGAAGAACAUUUUUGCUUUUUAGUACCUCCUCAGAGUGAUGUGAUAGAAAUUUAUGAACAUGGGAUAAGUGCCAAAGCAUCUACAUUGAAGAUACUAGGGAACCCUCUUCUUGGAAUUUAUAUAUUUAGACAUGUUGAUGUUGCCUUGAAUUAUGCUCACAGUCGAAGCAUCGUUGGGCAAAGUAUUGUGAUUUUUAAGGUUCUCUUUGGGAGAGUGAAGAAAAUCCAACCUUGUAUGGAUAAAAACAAAGUUUCUUUGGACCCUUCUCCAAACUUUGAUUGCCAUAUGUCAAGAUAUACACCUUCUCUGAAAGAUGCUAUUGAACUACAGGCCUACAAUUCAGCAGUAUAUGCCUAUGAAUACGAUAUCUUUUCAAAACCAGUAGAUAAACCUAGACAGUGUCUUCCUUAUGCAAUAGUAACAGUAAAAUAUAUUGGCCAGAAGGCAGGAAAUGGACAUCUUAUGACAUCUUUGAGAUUCUCCUCAUCAGGAUUUCCUAGGAGAUUUGAAAGGACAUGUGCCCUGAGUAAUUGUACAGUGGCCAAAAGAAUUGGAAAAGGAAAAGAUGCUACUGUCAUCUUUGAACACUUCAGGAAGCCUCUCAAUCCAUAUGUCCAGGAGAAUUGCUCAUGCAGCACACCAGAUUCGGAGAGAGACUCUUACAACUCAUACAUGUCUAACACUAAUGGAAAUAUGCAGAAUGGAAACUUUCCUGUCCUUGAAACACACAGUGGAUGGAGAGACAACUGCUCAGCAGAAAUUAGAGAUCCUUCUCAAGUCCCUGAAAAUAAUUCAGAUCAUUCUUUCAUGCCCCAUGAUAACAGAGAAAUUGACGUGUUGUUCAAUUUGCCAUACCUUAAAAGUAUUUUAAGUAACAUUUCUGCAGCUUAUUCCUCUCACAACAAUACUUGUUCAAGUACAGUUAUUACUUCAAAACUCAUUAAAGACCCAAGACUGAUAAGGAGAGAACAAAACAUGGGGAAAAAGAAUAAUAGUACAGUUUUAAGUGAUAUUUCACCACCUGAUAAUCAUGUAGAUCAUGUUAAUUCAGGAAUAAACUUGUCAUCUCUGCCAACUAAUUCUCGCACCUCAUCUGCAGUUGUCCCUGGUGAUCAUGCUGUUCUUACUAAUCAUUUUGAUGCCUCUUGCUUCCAAGUUGCUUUUGAAGAUACACAGUUUCAGACUCACAACAUGGGCUCAAAAGACUAUGAUUGUAUAGCAUCCAAUGAAAUCACCACAACAGGACAAUGUAAGGAGCAAUGCAAUUUUGCCCUCCCAAUUUCUUUGUCAAAUGUAGUUUCAGAAGUUGAGAACCAAAAACACAGUGAGGGAAAAGCCCAGAGUUUCCAGAAAAGAAACAACUUCCCAUUUCUAACCAAGCAAAGCAGAGAGCCACCUAACUCUAAGGAAUCAGUAGAUACUUGCAGAAAAGACUCCAAGAGUCACAUCUCUCGAAAGUCACAGUGUUCUAACUUAAAGCCUGUAAACAAGGUUGGUCACCAAGUGUCUAUAAUGUCCCCACUCCAAAAGAAAGGAAAUAUAGAUGAAUACAUUGAAAAUACUGGAAUGCUGAGAACCCCCAUUGGCACAGAAGACAAUUCUAAAUGUGGAGCAAACCAAAACUGGUGGAAAGAAAGUAAUACUUACCUUAAUAUUGAAACAAAAAUUGUUCCAGUAAAUAAUUGCAAUAUAUUACACCAAGAAUACAAAGAGGGUAGGAAUCUUAAUUCUGUGGGGGGAAAUUGUGAUAAAAGACGAAUGUCUGAAGAGUUACAAGUGGCAAAAUCUAACAUACCUGCUGCAAAGGAUAAGGAUGAACGAGAUCAUAUAGCAGUUGCAUCAGGAUGUAAUCUUACUUCAAAUGUAGAAUGCUUUUCACAGAAGGAUCCUCAAUGCUCUCUGGAAUAUGAAGAUACUAUUCAUACAAGUUUUGCCACUAGUCAAAAGCUAAUGGAACUGAAAAAUCAGAAUUGUGUUAACAUUGUGUAUGAUGCUUCCCAGGAAGCAGAAGGCAUUCCUCAGGCCAAAGAAGUACUCAUUGAUAAGUCACUGUCAGAAGGUGAAGGAACUCCAUCUCUUGACAAUUCAAAUUGCAACAUAAGUAGAGAAUAUAUGUGUGUCAAGAGGAAAAAUAAAAAUGAGCCACUUUCAUUAGAGAGCAUUCAGAAAGACUACAAAGAAACCCUUCAUCCUGGAGAUGAAGAUUCAGAUCCCAGUCUAUUUUAUAGCUCAAAGCUGAAUAUUAAUAAUACUAAUUUCAAAGGACAAAAAGAAGAUAAAGAAAAUCCAAAUGAGGCUAAAGAGGAAGAUAGUACUUCAUCUCCAGAAUACAACAUAGAGAGUGUAGAUAGACAUGAGAAGCAUGAUUUCCAUAUGGACAACAUGGUCACCAAUAUAGUUGAAACAGGGGAGAGUAGAAAUUACAACACAGUAGAAAUUCUGAGUUCUGAAGGAUCAUCAAAAUUUAACUUGUUUGGGGAAGAGAAAGACAUCCCAACAGACAGUGUUACUGCCAUAAAACAAAGAAGUGCACAAAAUGGUGGAAGUGUACAGCAUUUGGCUUCCACAGUCCCAGAAUUUGCAGGUGUGUCAGUAGAAGGAGCCUCAAAUUCUACAGACAAGGUAUCCAGUACUACUAAACCUACAUUAAGCACAGAUCAUGAAACUGACCAACGAUGCUUCCUUAAAGACACUUGUCCUUCUGGGAAUUCACAUUUUAGUCUAAUAAAGCAUAGGGUUUCUGAUUAUGAAAUUAAUAUGGAUAAAAAUAAAUUUCAGUACUCAUUUUAUCCAUCAGUAAAUGAGAACUCAAGUCUGGAAAAUGUUGAAUUGGCAAAUGAGGCUGAGAUACAGUGUGAUGAUGCUUUACUAUGGCCACGAGAUACAUGUAGCCAUGAAAAUGUUCUUGAUGAAGAAUUUGAGUUAUAUGAGGUUCUGAAGUCUCGAAUUGAUUGGGAAGGUUUAUUUGGAGGCAGUAAUGAGGAGAGAGAGCCUUUGGGAAGCUCCCCAAAGGGGCAGAAUAAUGAACAGCAUAGCACUGCAGAAGCUAACUGUGUUUAUUCCUUUGCACAAAAAAACAAAAGAGAAUUGCUCAACUCAAUUCUACUUCCAGAUCUCCAAGUUACAGUUAUUGAUGGACCUGGCUCAGGAUUCAGUCUCAAUGAUGAAUCUUUUGCAUUGACAGAUUUUUACAAAUCUAUAACUGAAUCCUCAAAACCAGAAAUAAAUGAGGGGAAAGCCUCAGGACUUGGCUUUUUUUCCCAGCCUUCUGGUGAAAAUUCAAGUUUUUCAUGUGAAGAUAAACUUGAUAAUUCUGUGCAAGAGCCAGGACUUGUGAGCAAAUCUGAAAUCUUCCAUUCCUCUGACUUCAGUCACAAUAUACAUGAGAAUAAUACAUCUGAAAAACUAAGCUGUGAAUCUUUGACUGCCAAUCUUUCUGCUGCCACAGUAACAAAUGAGAGCAAAUGUUCCUCUACAAAACCAAAAACUGACUUUAGUGAUGCUAGAAAUGAAAAAGACAAAAGAAGACUGCUUAUAUGUCCUAAGGACCAGACCAUGUCACAUAAAGACAUAAAAGAGUAUGAGAAUUCAGAGAGGAGGAGGAAAGUGACCAGCCGAGACUCAUGUGAGUGGUUUUCUUCCUUAUCCCAAGGACGAAUGAAAACAUUUUCACAAUCAGAAAGGCACAUUAGGAGUGUCCUGAAUAUUCUAAAUAGUGAAGCAUCUUUAUGUAAAAGCAAACGUCUGUCAAAAAAACUGGACAGAGCUGUUCUUCACUUAAAAAAAGCUCAUCGCAGGGUUAAUACAUCUUUGCAGAUUAUAUCUAAUGUGGGAAAAAAGAGAAAGAGUCCAUUACCAAAAGCUUAUGCAAUAACAUGUAAUAAUUUCUGGGAAAGUUGUGACCUUCAAGGUUCUGUGUCUGAAAGAAGAUAUUCUAGGCAUGCUUUAUCCAAAACAAAAUAUGGUGAACAGGGAGAAAAAAGACUCUUAAGAUUUGAUAUUGAUGAAAGAUUAGGCCAGGUGUCAAAGCAUAAAUCUUACAGGACAAAUCCAGAGAGAAUUGCAGAGUGCCUUCCUAGCGAAAUCGUGUCUGGCAGUGUCUCCCAAAGUCUCACCACUACUCACGUGAAACAUUGUGAUGAACAACAUCCUGAAUCACAGUUACCCCUCACUUACAUAUGCCAGAAGAGAAGGCAGUCAGAAGAGAAUAAUAGCACUGUAAGAAAUGCAAACUCACUGGCACCUGAGCACUCUUCAGAAGCAAGGGAAUGUAUGCUUUACCCAGAUGAGACACUAACUGAAAAAGAGUACCACACUGAUUCAGAGUUAGUUAACAGUGCCAAUGUAAAGCUUGAAAACCAUUCAACAUAUAAUAGUAAGGAUGUAGCAAAAGAAAAUAAUUCUGAACCUAAUGCAGUGAUACAUGAAAGUAAUUUAGCAUCUUUGAGUUGCAUAAAAGACAAUAGAAGUCCUAACACAGACAACUGUGAUGCAAGUGGUAAAGCUGAUUCUGACAUGCUUGUUUCAAAGGUAGACUUCAGUGCAAAGCACUUUUUAAAUGCUAAUGUCUACAAACAAGAUAAUCUUAGGCCACCUGGUUGUAAAAGAAACCAAGUAAUAACUUUUCCUAUAGAAGAAUGUACUAUUGCAAUAUCAACACUAAGCAUUCCUAAAGGAAAUAUCCUCACAGAUCCAUUAAGUCUAACAGCAAGCAAAAUCUACAGUAUUCCUCCACUAUCAAGCACUCUACUGUCAGGUGAUGAGGAAGAGUCUUCAGAAUCUUCCGUGGGUCAGCACAGACAUUCUGCAGCAUCUACUGCUGUGUUGUCUUGCCCUCAGCUUUGCAGGGGAAGAGAGUGCCUCAAGACAAAGCUGUGCUGUCCAAGUACUUUCCACGUAAAUGGUAAUGAAAUCAGACCUAGGAAACAUUCUAAAUUGGAUUUAACAUCAGUAACUGAGGAAAGCAAAAGUUGUAAGAAAAAUAUAACAGAGAAACUAUUUUCCAAUGGUUGUUCUCUACUCUUUAAAGAUAAUUUAAAGUAUUCUUCAAAAAGAUUAACAACAAAAGACAUUCACAAAAGGAAAAUUAAGAAAACUGAACAAGCAGUUUACCCAAAAAGUACAAGUGCAGGAGCUAUUGUUAAUAUUAAAUACAAAAGUCAAGAGGAGGAGAUCCUAAAAGAAUUCUUUCACUUAACCAAGAAAACAAAUGAAAACAAUGUAAUAGAUACAUAUCUAAGCACUAAAAAUGCUACUUUAGAGACAAUCACUUUGAAAAAUAUGCUUUUUAGUCAUCUUAGCAAAAGAAAGAAAAUGGAAAAGAAAGUUAGCAGCAAUUCUCUAUGUGACUCUAUUUCUAAAACAGCCAUUAUAAGAACUGGUCCAGCCAGUCCUGAGACCAGUAAUGCCACUGCUCUUCAGGAGAAGCCCAUGUCAUACAGAAGUGAAUUACCAGAAAAACAUUGCCUAGCUAAUUGUGUAUCUCCUAUAGCAGAACUGUCUCAAAUUUUGCAGAGGGCAGAUGAAUCCUCAUCUUUGCAGAUUUUAGGAGAAGAAACUAAGAUUUGUCAGAAUAUUCUCCCUUUAUUUGUUGAAGCUUUUGAAAGGAAGCAAGAAUGUUCACUUGAACAAAUUCUGAUUUCAAGGGAACUGUUGGUAGAACAAAAUUUGUGGAAUAAUUGUAAUCGCAAAUUGAAACCAUGUGCUAUUGAUACUUUGGUAGAACUUCAAAUAGUAAUGGAAACUAUUCAGUUCAUUGAAAACAAAAAAAGAUACUUAAAAGGUGAGCCUACAUUCCGAAGCUUGCUUUGGUAUGAUGAGACGUUGUAUGAUGAGCUGCUUGGCAGGCCUCGUGGAUAUCAAAUGCAGCCCAAUUUCUAUCCUGCUUUUCAAGGGCGACUGAAGUACAAUGCAUUGUGUGAAUUGCAAAAUUAUCAUAGCCAGUUAGUUAAAUGUUUUGCAGAAACAAAAAAAGAAAAUUCAUACUAUGCAUUAUUAAAAUACAAACGACAGAUUAAUGAAUGUAAAGCCAUUAUGAAACACAGCUCUGAUUGCUUUGACUUUUGCCUUUCUGUCCCGUUUACCUGUGGAGUCAACUUUGGAGACACCUUAGAAGACCUGGAAACCAUAAGAAAAAGUAUUUUGAAGCUGAUCACUGCCUAUGAGGACUCUCUUAAAAUUCAGUCAUUGCCAGGAAAAAAAGACCAUUUGUGGAUUAUUAUAGAAUUGAUCUCCUCAAAAGUUAAUUUUAUCAAGACUAAUGAGGAAAUAAGUAUUAAAAUCUCUCUUUAUGGCCUGGAACAUAUCUGUUUUGAUGCUGCAAAACAUCUUGUUUGGAAAGAAAAAAGCUACUCUUUCCUCAAAAAUUCACAAAAGAAGAACCAGGAAAUGUUAGUCACUGUGAAUAAAUGUGCUUUCUCUAGGUUGCAGAAGAUAUAUGACACAUUGAUCAGGGAUUUAAACAAUGUAACAACUUCCAAUAUUGAACUUGAGGAAGAUACUUUGAUUGCUUCCAGACAAUCAGAUGAUCCAGUUAGCAUAGAAAACUAUGGUUUCCCCAGUACUUUGCUUUCACAGCCAGAUAUUUGUUGUGUUAGUGAAAUACUGGAUCAAGCUGAGUUUGCAGAUGUACAGAAAUUACAAGAACUCACUCUGAGAUGUACAGAGCACUUAGAAGUCUUAAAAAAAUGCUUUCAGAAGCUGCAAGAUGAUGACAUUGAUGAUAUUUUUGUCACAGAAGAAAAUGUUUUGGAUGUGCUAAGCAAUCAGCAGCAUGGAGCUGUGAUUUUAAAGCCUGCAGCAGUUGAAACAUACAUUGAUGUUGUCAUGCUCUCAGAAACAGUUCACUUUCUUAAAAACUCAAUGGCAAAGAAACUGAACACCCAGACAUUUCGAGGUCUGCUCUGGUUUGAUUUAUCGCUUCUUCCUGAGCUUACUCACUGUCAAGAACAAAUGGCUUCUUUCUCACUUAAUGACAACCCAGCAUGCCUUUGGAAAGUGAUAGAGAGUACUGUUUCUGAGUUAAAGAAAGAAUUAGAUGCUAUCUAUGGAUGUAAUGAAGCUGUUAAUUGCUCGUAUGCUCUUCAUUUAUUCUCAAGAGAACUUGAAGAACUUUCAGAAAUUAAAAACCUUGUAAAGAAUUCUGAGUGUUCCAUUUCCACAUAUAUUGACUUUGUGCCAUAUAUAGCAUCCAUCAAUUAUGGGAACACUGUGGCAGAGUUAGAACACAACUACAACCAGUUUGCCAUGUUGCUCAAAACCAUGUUGUCUUUCCCUCAGAAAGAUUUAGGGAAAAUGGCUCAUGUUAUGAAAGUCAUGAAAACAAUUAAACACAUGAAGAUUAUAAAUGCUAAAAGUGCUAAUUUAUCCACUUACUUUAUCCUUUACCAAAUGCUACAUAACAAGAAUACUUCCCAACUUGAGAAAAAAGAAAAGAUGAAUAUUCAUGUUACAAAACCUGAGGAAAACAGUAGUAAGCCCAGUACUUCUACACAGGUAUCCUCAAUUUCAGAAUGUAUAAGCAAAACCACUUCUGAUUCCUCUAAAAAGCGACCUAUUGCUGCAGACGAGGGUGAAGAAGACUCUUGGGAAAACGAAAAUACUACUACUAUAUCCAGUUGUAAAAAACAAAAGGUUGCUAUAAAAGAUGUUACAGAAAUUGAUGGAGAAAAGACAAAGUUCAAGUUCCCAAGGACCAUGGGACCUCAUCCCAGACAUGAAAUCAAAGUAGCAUCAAGUUCAUCUGAUGAUCUGGAAAGAAACUGCUUAUCUCCAAAAAUGGCUGAAAGACGAAGCUCAUUCCCUGGCUUACCUUUAUCUUUCAAGAAUCUACAAGAUGCUUGCACAUCAAAGUCAGACAGCAAAAUGGAUUUAGGAAAUAGCUCACCUGAUAUUAUAGGAUCCUGCACCCAGCAACAGGAAAACUUAAAUAGCAUAAAGAAAACAAAAGUGAGUUUUAGUGCUGCUGAAAUUAAUGAAAAUAAAGAUUGUCCUGAAACUUACCACCUAAAAUGUGGAGAUGGCACUUUUUUAGAAGACUACAAGACGCCAUCACAGAAACUACGUGAAAGUCCUCCAGGGUACACACAGAAAACUUGCCUUUCAAACACUAAAACAAGAAUUGAUCAGUGUCUUGAGCCUGAUGCAGCAGGGUUUUCAGUCCCUACCUUCCAUUCUGCAGGUGCUAUUCGUCCCAACCUAGAAAUGAGCAGUACAGACUUUGAACAUCAAGAUAAUGAAAUAAUAGAUUUGUCUGUUAAAGCUGACACAGGCACCAACUGUCCAGAACCUCUGUGUGUACAGGACAAAAUUCUUGUUCUGCAAGCAAAUAAAACACCGUUUAUAAAGACUGAGGCCCAAGGAAAGUAUGAGGAGGAAUCCCUAAAUCCCAGCAUGGCACCAUGUAGUUCUUCUGAGAGCUCAACCCUUGUAAAGGGUGAGGAGAAUCCAAAAGUCCUACCUCACAGGCCUGACACAUGCUGGAGGGAACCUCCACAGCCUGCAUAUGUGCCAGUGUCUCAUUCUGAGCAACAGUUUGGGGCUUCAUAUCCCUCCUCUGCUUGGUGUGUUUAUCACUACAACAGCAGCAGUGGCAGCACAGUCACACACACAUACCAGGGGACAACGUCUCAUGAAAGACAGUCCCCUCCCGGAACAGUGACUGCAGUUGCAAGUACUGUCCAAAGCACACACUCUCAUCUCUUGUAUUCUGAAUAUUUUCGUUACUGUCCUGCGCAGCCACAAGUAAAUGCUUUUAUUCCAGGAAAUAGCUAUUUUCCAUCUCAAAUGCCUAUUCCUUACAAUUUUCAGCAACCAAUUUUUUCACAAUUUGCCUUUCACCAACCAUUACCCCAAGCUGCAUAUCCUUAUCCUCCUAAUCCAGGUGUGUUUCCAGAAGUUCCUUGGAUCUAUGCUCCGUGGCAACAGCAACCUUUUCCACCAAGACAUUAAAAAUACUCUUUUCCUUCUGAAAUAAAUGCAACUUUUCAAGAAUUUUGUUACCUAUAUAUUUUCUUAUUUUAACAUUUAAUGUUUAU
Messenger RNA from Jaculus jaculus (lesser Egyptian jerboa), 9478 nucleotides. It is a transcript of the gene Tex15, whose product is annotated as testis expressed 15, meiosis and synapsis associated. Lineage: Eukaryota; Metazoa; Chordata; Mammalia; Rodentia; Dipodidae. Gene Ontology annotation, cellular component: nucleus. The transcript has 11 exons. The record is from RefSeq and is a predicted model, not a curated record. The coding region runs from base 102 to 9392 and encodes 3096 amino acids. Gene Ontology annotation, biological process: male meiotic nuclear division; homologous chromosome pairing at meiosis; synaptonemal complex assembly.